CACCUGCGGCGGCGGGGCUGCCAGCUGAGCUGAUCCUCUGAUGGUUGUUCCUUUACGUGUGUCCCUCAGCAGGUGGUGGGACCUCGUUCCGGGGUGAAGGAGGCAGAUGGUGUUGCCCAGAGGCAACUCGAGUCAGUAAGGGGCACAUGAGAGCACAAUUCCACCUCCGCCGCCUUGUCUAUUUUGGAAGUGUUCCGAGUGUGGAGCCGCACGUGACCGUCACACGCACAUACGCACACACCAGACGAACACGGGAGAGCCGCACACACUCACACGCGAGGCUCAGUCUGUAGCAGCCUUUGCUGGCGUGGACAUUCCGCGACUGCUCCGCUCGCAUCUUAUCGCUUCUGGCAACCAGUGCCGUGUAGAGCUGUGGAUGGCACGAGCCUUAAGUAGCACCUCUCUCAUACAGGAGCCACCGCCUUGGGGCAUCCUAAGUUUUAUUCUGUGCAUUACCGUAGAAGCACCGACCACGAUGCUGGGGCGACACAGUUUAUUUUGAAUAGAUAUAUAAAUACAAGUUUACUGUGACAUUUUGUGAUAUUGGUGUAAGUUGCAAUAGAAAAAGAAGUAUCACCGAGCUGCGUCACAUUGCGCGACUCAGGACACAGCUGUGCUGAGUAGCUGCGGCCCAGUGUAUGGUGCAGAGGGGCCGCCCGCAGACCGGCCGGAAAUAUUAAUACACAAGUUAAGGUUGAAAGCGACUCUAGUGUGCGUGGAUGUUUGCCUGUGAAGUGGAAGCACGUGUGACUGCUGGCGGGCACUGGCUCCGUCUGGUCCACGCUUCCGUGCCCCGACCUAGAACACAGCCGAGCUCCAACGUGCCCUCUUGUCCCCGCCCCGGCCCCGCUUGGGACCAGGGGUAAGAGGACUGGCUAGAGCCUAGGCCCCUUUGGAGCCACUGGUAAUGGCCACGGUAGUGAAAGAGGAACCAGAGGCCCCUUACAGCCUCUCUCUUCUCCUGGGUGACCGUAAUUCCCGCUGCAGAACCAUGACCGCUUCAGCUAUGGGCCCUGGAGCCCCACCCUCGCCUGCCGUUCAGCACCAGACCUGCGGCGCUCAACAGCAGCCGCCGCAACAACCAAUCAUGAAUGGAGUGGCCGCCUUUGAGAGGGUGCCAGCCCACUCCCCAUCCAACGUGCCUCCUGUCGAAGGCACCAAGAGACAUCCGUCACCCAUCAAACCCACCGCCAAUGACCCGCUUUCUCAUCGCAUCAUCGAGAAGCGACGGCGGGACAGGAUGAACAACUGCCUGGCGGACCUGAGCCGCCUCAUCCCCACCUACUACCUCAAGAAGGGCCGCGGCCGCAUCGAGAAGACCGAGAUCAUCGAGAUGGCCAUCAAGUACAUGAAACAUCUACAGGCCCACGCGUGCAGUCAAAUAGAGAACUGUGAGGUGACAGCUAAGCAAGAGAAGACAGGAAACCAGCUGGAACAGUUCCAUCUAGGCUACCAAGAGUGCAUGUCUGAGACAAUGCAGUUCCUGGUGGAAAGUGAAGGCUUCUUCUCGGGUGACUCCCUGUGUGUGCGGCUCAUGAACCAUCUCACCAAGCACUGCGAAAAGAUUCUCAACAGUGAAGGUUACGUGACCAGGCAAAGUGGUGCAAGUUCCUCAUCCAGUGGGUACCAUGCCAACAGCUCCUCUGCGGGCUCUUCCAGUGAUGGCAAUGGCAAUGGGUCGAGUCACAACUCUGAGAGUAAGGAAACUCUUGUUACAGAAGAGUCUGCAUACCGGUCUGAAGAUCGUCAGGGUUCAGAUGAAAGAGAAGACAAACUGGGUAGUUCCUCCUCUCUGGAUGGCAGCUCUGGGGUUGGCAGUCAGCUGCGUGAGAUCCUGCAGCAGCACUCUGGUCCAGGAAACAGUGGAGAACGGCGGUGUGGAGGGUAUUCCUCGGGCCUGAGCUCCAACAACUCUUCAAGCGGUGAUGACAACAACAACAGUAAUAGCAGCCGCCUCUACAAAUUCAAGUCCAACAUGAAGCACCGAUUCAGUGCUGACCUGGAGCAGUCCCACCAAGUGAGAAAGAAGCGGAGGGAUUCUGAAUCGUCUUGUGGAAACUACACAGAUUAUGAAAAGGACCGAGUGACACCCACUGGCCCAGCCUCCCGGGCCACCCCAUCCCAAGAAAAUUUCCCGACAGAUUCAGCCAAGCUGCUGGAUGGACAUGACAGCCCUGUGCCAGAGAAGAACCAGAGAUCACCAACUCCCACUCCCAAAUGUGAAAACCAAAUGGGGAGCAGCUCCCCCCACAGACAGGUGCCUGAGAUGGGGUCUGCAGGAACUGUCCCCAUUUUUGCCCUUAACCAGAAUGGCAGCUUCUAUGUUCCAUUAACAAUCGACAACUCCCUAAUUGCCCCCAUCAUGUCUGGUCUUUCAGACAUAUCACCUGUCCUUCACCCAAUUUCCAUUAGUGUAAAUUUCUGUGGUCCAUUCCCUACCAUCACUUCUAGUAUAGUACCCCCAGGCCAGCCAGGUUGUGCUGCAGCCCACGUACCCAACACCCACCACCUCCUGGGCAACCGCUUCUCCCACAUGACACAUGGCGCUGCUCUGAACAGCUUUGAGUCAGGGGUAUACAAUGGCCGGCCCCACCCUAGGGUCCCCUACGACAGGAAAAAACGUGACCCAAUGCGGCACACUUCCCAGUAUGAGGAGCCACGAGUUGGGAUUCCUGGUGGAGUAGGAGCACCAGAAGGUGUGGAGAAGUGGGAGCCAAGUGAUGUGGACAUGAGGGAACAACACCACCACCAUCACCAACACCAUCCCCUCCAUCCGGAGGGUCCACCACGGGAAGCUGGACGGGAACUCCCCUCUUGGUUAGAACACAUGCGGGAUGUCAAGGACACAAAAGAACAGGAGAAGCCACACGAGGCGAGAGAGAUGAGAAAUGUGCGUUCUGGAAACUUAAGGGACCUUCGUGAUGCGAGAGAAAUGUGGGACAUGCGAGACUCAGCACAAACAGUUCGUGAAUAUAUUGAUACCAGUGGUAACUAUCCUAAAAAUGCUACAUAUUCUCGAACUCCCCCACAUUGGACACCUGCGUACCAUGUCCAGCCUAAGAAUUAGAAGGUUGUGAAUUAAAGUAAAUUUUCACUGUAUUGUCUAGAAAGAAAAUGGUCACCCAAAUAGAUUUCUUCCUCAUUGAAAGAUAUAGUUGUAAUAACCUAGUGAAAGCAAUCCUUCAGCAUUGUAAUCCUAUGAAAAUAAACAUGUUCUAUUGUAAUAACAAGAAAAGUUUAAAUGAUGGAGUUAUAUAGGUAACAUCAUUAAAUGGAAUAUGUAUUAUGCUCAGUGUUAAACAAUGUAUGUUUGGAAGUACGUACGUUUACCGCAAGUGAGUGGGCUUACAAAACAAUACCAAGUGCAGUGUGGCGGUGACUCAGAGACAAGUGAAACAUUCAUCAUGUUCUGAGGAGUUUUGCUCAAUAACAAUGUCACUGGCUAGAAACUAGUUAUGUGAGUGUCCUAUUCAUCUCUACAAACAAUGAAAAAUAAAGACAUGAAAACAGGAUUCAUACACAUGUAGACAGUACCUGAAUAGCUAGGCACAGAUGUGACACAGCUGGUGCAAGUGGAGAGUUUUGUUUUUCCUGGCACAGGUGGAGGGCUGACUAAUGUUAUCUCAUGAGUGGUGGACAGUCACAACUCAAUACUCAUCCUCUCAACUGCUUUAUUGUAACUCAUGCACUUCAUUUAUAUUUUAGUUAUUUACUGUAAAUAUUUUGAAACCUAUCCAGAUUUAUCUUAAGUUAUGAUUUACAAUAAACACUUGUGAAUCCUUGAUGCUAUGACAAAAAUAAUUACUGAAGAAUAUUG
Scylla paramamosain (green mud crab) is the source of this 3817-nucleotide messenger RNA. RefSeq names its product transcription factor cwo-like. The record is from RefSeq and is a predicted model, not a curated record. Gene Ontology annotation, molecular function: RNA polymerase II cis-regulatory region sequence-specific DNA binding; DNA-binding transcription factor activity, RNA polymerase II-specific; protein dimerization activity. Gene Ontology annotation, biological process: regulation of circadian rhythm; anterior/posterior pattern specification; regulation of neurogenesis. Gene Ontology annotation, cellular component: nucleus. The transcript has 5 exons. NCBI's taxonomy places the organism in Eukaryota, Metazoa, Arthropoda, Malacostraca, Decapoda, Portunidae. The coding region runs from base 908 to 3067 and encodes 719 amino acids.